AGUGUUGAAUUUUAAUUUUGUUUAAAAAUUUUCUAAUAAAUUUUCUAAUUUUGUAAUUACACAAAAUAUAAAUUGUUUAAACUCAAAGACAAAAUAUAUUUUAAGUUUUCUUGACCGUUUAAACAUAGUUCAUCUAAAAAUUACAAACUGAUUUGUGCAGUUACUUUUGUUCUACUUCUCACAGAAAUACCGGGCAGAGUGCUGAGUCGUGUUUUAUUUAUUUAGCGAAGUGAUAACGUGAUAAGUCUACAGGAUGGAUCCUUUCACAACCGGCGGAACUCAAGGGAAAGAAAUUCCAGGCAACACGCAUGCUACACCCAUCCCAUCUGUCGUUCCCGAGUCUCAGAAUUUCAUACCCAUCGCAUUGGGGAACCCCUUUCAAAAUGUUCCUAAAAUGAACACAGCGUCAUCGCCAGGCCAUGGUGGAAAAAUAAUGGAGAACAUUUUAGAAAGGGUGUCCAAAUAUAAUCCGUCAACCGUAUCCCCCCUAAGGCGAAGACCGAAGAAAGAUGCGGGAUAUUUUAAGAAAACGCCAAGAUACUAUUUUCCUGAAAGACCCGACCUGAAACCUAGCAUACUAGAGAGGGAAGGUCCAAUUAAGUUUAUUCCAGCUGGAGAAGGAAAUCAGCCAGAACAGGAUGAUCAGAUGCAGCAGCCUCCUCAAGGGAUCAUUACUCAUCUUCAAUCAGGUCAUAGUCAGUCGUCAACUAACAUGGAACUUGUCCCUCGGAAACCAGGCAAACAAUCAAAGAAACGGGCACUUGAUAUGACUGGUGACCCGGAAGUUUACAAAAAGUUGAAAAUUACUCCUCAGAAGCCUGCAACUGCACUGUUGAACGAAAUAAGUCCGAACCUUGAUUUUAUCUAUGAGGAUGUAAAAGAGAGUCUGGCAAAUCCUAAGUUUCUUUGCAAAGUCAAAUUUCCGCUUGGUGAAACUGGUCAAGAGUACAUUGGCGUAGGUCGAUCAAAAAAGCUGGCAAAGUUAAAUGCAUCUGAAAACAUACUAAGGAGCCUUGGAACUGACAUUCCACCCGUAGAUGAGACAAUGGAAAUUGAACCUGCCAAGUCGAACAUAAUGAAUACCAUAACUACUCCAAUGAUCAACUAUUUAGCUCCUAACUUUAUUGAUCUACCAUUUAUUCCAUCGACACAGGACUUUACAAAAGACGAAGAUGUUGAAAUGUUUUCCUCCGAAUUUUGUGUCAAGAAUUUGAACCCUCAAGCGAUUGAACUUCCGUCGUUGAAACGACUUAAAAAUAUACCAGAUUUUGAAAACAAUUCCCUAUGUGCUCUUAAUACAUUUAUCGGACCAGAAGCGGUUGAAUUUGAAGAAAUUAGCCAAGAUGGACCACCUCAUAAUAAGAAAUUUGUUCUAAAACUAUGUCUCAAGACAGGAAUGACAUUCAUUGGAACUGGUGGUAGUAAGAAGAGAGCCAAACAACAUGCUGCAAAACAAGCAUUGAUUGCAUUAAUUGGAUCCAACGUCUAUCAGCUUUUGAUAUUAGAAUCACAUGGAAAAACAAAUCAAAAACCGCAACAGCAGCAGCAACAACAGACGAUGGAAUGUUUAAAAGACACGCCAGAAAAAUUGAUUCCAGCGCACUUUAUUAAUGAAGACCUUAUCAAUGCCAGUGAAUAUGAUCUAACUUUCAGUGAUUACAUUGCCAGGAUAGUCAAUGAAAAAUACGAAGAUAUCAUGGCAAAUCAUCAAGACUAUAUUUCACAAAAGGUUCUUGCCGGAAUUGUUAUGACUCGCAGCAAUCCCAUGAUAGAAAAUGGAGAAGUUAUCGCUGUUACGACUGGGACAAAAUGCGUUGAAGGGGAUUUUAUGUCAACCGAUGGACUUGCAAUAAAUGACUGUCACGCAGAAAUACUUGCAACAAGAUGCCUUCGAGACUUUCUCUAUUCAGAAGUGGAGAAUAUUGGUUGUUCAACGACUGACGAAGAAUUUGAGGAAUCCAUUUUAAAAGAGGUCAAAUCCGAUACUGGGGAAGUAUUUUAUAUGGUGAAGGAGAAUGUGAAGUUCCAUCUGUAUAUAAGUACUUCUCCUUGUGGCGAUGCAAGAAUUUUUUCGCCAAAAGGAUUGGAGGCAACAGACGAAGAAAUAGAGCCAACUGACGAUCUGCAGGAUUCUCACCCUACAAGACGAAAUCGUGGAGUUUUAAGAGCUAAGGUUGAAGCUGGGGAAGGUACCAUACCUGUUGCAAAUUUACUUACAGGGCCACAAACGUUUGACUCCAUUGUCCAGGGAAAUGCACUUUUCACCAUGUCAUGUUCAGACAAAUUAUGUCGGUGGAACGUGAUUGGCAUACAGGGGGCUUUAUUGUCAAACCUGAUGUUUCCAGUGUAUUAUUCUAGUGUUAUCCUUGGGAGCCUCCAUCAUCCUGUUCAUUUUAAAAGAGCGCUUUUAGGAAGGAUUGAAUCCUUAGCUGGGAAGAUUCCUCUUCCAUUUAAAAUAAAUCGUGCGCACUUAUUGAUGGUUAGUCAUCAGGAAAAACGAGUUGUCAAAAAGAGUCCAAAUCAUGCAAUUUGUUGGACGUAUGGCUGGUCAACGCCAGAAAUUCUUACUGCGUCCAAGGGUCGUUGUGAGCCUGGAGGGAUAGUAUCUCGUUUGGCCAAAAGAAUGUCUUUUAUCAGAUUUCUGACCUUGUAUAGAAACCAGUGGGGCCGGAGAGACGGAUUUGUAAAUCUUAAUUACAAAGAAGCAAAACUUAUGGCUGGGGAAUACCAGAAAGCGAAAGAUGCAUUUCAAGCUCAUAUGAAAGAUACCAAUUAUGGCACUUGGAUUUCCAAACCAGUUGAAAUAGACUCUUUUGGCAUUGAAAAAUAAGCGGUUGAUGAUGCUUUGUCUGUAGCAGCAUGUUUCAAAAAUUGUGUUUUAGCAUCUGAAAAAAGUCGCAUCCAUAUUAGUACGACUGAUUUAUUUUAAGAUUUUAAAAAGUGUAUUAUUUAUAUUUAUUACAACUUGAUACGACCUUGUCAAGUCUGCGAAUGUUUUUACUUGUUUGUUUAUUUAUUGUUAAAAUAUAUGACGACUUGUAAGUAAAAAUCUCAAAGAGUUUAAGACGUUAAUAAAAAUUUGUGCAAAAGAAA
Folsomia candida is the source of this 3093-nucleotide messenger RNA. RefSeq names its product double-stranded RNA-specific editase Adar (gene Adar). The transcript has 15 exons. Gene Ontology annotation, biological process: adenosine to inosine editing; RNA processing. The coding region runs from base 254 to 2830 and encodes 858 amino acids. Gene Ontology annotation, molecular function: tRNA-specific adenosine deaminase activity; double-stranded RNA adenosine deaminase activity; double-stranded RNA binding. Lineage: Eukaryota; Metazoa; Arthropoda; Collembola; Entomobryomorpha; Isotomidae. Gene Ontology annotation, cellular component: cytoplasm; nucleolus. The record is from RefSeq and is a predicted model, not a curated record.